Molecule: messenger RNA, 1807 nt
Organism: Hyphopichia burtonii NRRL Y-1933
Lineage: Eukaryota; Fungi; Ascomycota; Pichiomycetes; Serinales; Debaryomycetaceae
Exons: 1
Coding region: 116-1807 (563 amino acids)
Source: RefSeq, a predicted model, not a curated record
CCAUAUAAAAAAAAAAAAAAAAAAUAAAUAUUUUUUUUUUCUCAACCACAUACAUACUAUACAUUUUCUCAUUAUCAGACACAGAUUUUGCAAUAUUCCCAACAACACCAACAUCAUGCUGCCUCCGCCAAAUCCAGAAGAAGGUAAGUGGCUCUUUAUCCCCAACCAGCCGGUAAUCCGGUAUCCUCUCAACACAAUGGACGUUCCCAUGGCCAACCGUAUUGAGGAUGUUUCUGCCGAUUCCCCAUCCCAGUCUAUGGUUCACUUGAUCAACCGAGCUAAUCCACCGACCCCUCUUACCAAUCAAUGGCCCGACGCCUUUCAACCUCAGCAAUCCGCUGAAGUGAUCAUUCCCCGUCAACAUUUUAACGACCUCGUCGGACUCAAGCCGACUAUAGAUAAUAUUCAACAAACUUUGGAAUCUCUCGGUGGACAACUCAAUCCCAAUGACCCAAAUCCCAUUGACCCAUCACAACCAGCCAUCGGUAAUGCAAUUAAACAAUUGACCCAGUACUGUCUGAACUUAGGAGAGCUGUUUAACAAAGUUGCGGAUACCGUCACCUCAAACACCCAAGGCCUUACCAACGAAUUAUUAAUCCGUGACAACAGGAGUCAAGACAUGAUCAAACAACAUCACCAAGAGAUGGCAAGAAAACAGGACGAGCUAAUCCAACAAAAGCAGACAAUCUCUAAGAUUAUCGACACCAUCAAUAAAGUAGCUAAAAAUACUGCUCUCCUUCCCGACUCAAAAGAAAAAAUUACGGACAUUCACACAUUAGGACACGAAGUUAAACGUAAGUUGGAAGCCGCUCAAAUCAAUUAUGACGAUCAAAUGACGUUGCUUAAACAGGAUCUCCAGUCUAUCAAGACAAAUAUCAGCGAUCACCCAGAUGCUGACGCUAUAGCUCGAUCCGUUAGAGAUAUUACUGAUGGUCGUUAUCAAACCAUCAAAGACGCUAUCUCAGAAAAGCACAGUGCAUUGUUAGUCCACAACCAAAAAAUGAACGAUUUAAAAGAGGCUAUCCGAUCUCACAGUGCCCAAUACCAAAGCCUCCGUGCUAACUAUGCCGACCUUCAACUCCUGGUCAUUAGAGAAGCGAAGGAAGCAGCCAAUUCUAACACACCACGAGCCGAAGCUAAAUGGCUAGAAUUCAAAAAUCAUGCAGCCGCUAGAGAAUCACAAAUUAAAGAUGAGAUUAUGGAAUACACCAAGGACUUUGGAAAUCAAAUGACCAAGACGAUCAUGGAGAACUUUAAACUAAACAACAAAGAAGCAAAUAGCAUAACCAAGGCAGCUCUUGAAAGAAUUCGUGAAGACAUAGCCGCUGAUCUGGACAAUGACGCUAAAACCCUUAAAGAAGCACUUCACCUCCAAGAGAAACAAAUGAAUGCUAUGAACAGCUUACACGAAAGUUUUGCCGCUACUCUUAGGAUCGAAGCUGAUUCCCGAGCCCAGAAUGAUGCUAAGACCAUCAAGAAAGAGGCCCAUAGCACUAGUCAAGUUCCUCAACAGUCAAAGGUCCCCGACCAAACCUCUUCUUCCGUCAAUGCUCAGGAACCACCCCAAGUAACUCACUCUCAACUGAUUCCUCCGUCUAUCUCUACUCCUCUGUUUAUCAACAACCCUACGAGUACCACAAAUCCACCAACUCCCCCUCUGCAACCGUUUAUUAACAUCUCUAAUACAGGAACCAACUCCCCCCCUCCUCCACCUCCCCAUCUGAAACCAUCUCUUGACUCCCAUGUUACUUACUCUAGAUGUACGGAGGUUUUUUAUACGGAGGUUUUUGCCCUAACUAAAUACUAG